Messenger RNA from Ceraceosorus bombacis, 562 nucleotides. Lineage: Eukaryota; Fungi; Basidiomycota; Exobasidiomycetes; Ceraceosorales; Ceraceosoraceae. The record is from the annotation of a GenBank genome assembly.
AUGUCCGUCCUGGCCACGCAGCAGAGAGGACCCUGCCACCGCCCAAAGUCGAUUCUUGACAAUAGCCUUGCAUGGGUCGCUUCAGCAGCGCUGUCGACGGAUGCAAGUGAAGGUGACUUCGCAGCUCUGCGCGUGGCUUGAUAUCAGACGAGCGCGCACAAAGCUCUAGAUCACUCGGACCGCUGGCAUGGCGACAAGGUUUGGACUAGCGAUCCCGAGAUGUGUGCACACAACGUUGCACUUCCUUUUCCAUCUCGCUUGUGCGCUGGGCGUGGCGUCGCAACGGAAGAUCUGGAUGGUCUAGACAUUCUCGAAGAGUACUCGCGACUGCCCCUGCACGCUUUGGGAUACCUGCUGGUCAAGGCGCAUUUCGAAACAGCCAGCCACCCACGACAUUCCGACCCUCGCGAGCUCGCGAGCUCGACGGUCCAAAAAGCGCGAAUAUCAGGCUGUGCUGACCAUGUACAUUACACAAGAGGCUCUGAGAGGGUAUGAAGCUAUAAAAGCGAAGACCAGACUCGACAAGGAAUCACAACUAGCCAUCUCCAUCGAUCAUCCCUAG